CUUCUUCUUCUCUCCAGGCUCAACAGACUCGCCGAGGCACCAGGGGCGGUUUUGGUGGGGAGUGUGAUUUAGCAACCGGCCUGCCGUCCUGUGCCGUCUUCUAGUGGACGGUGGAUGGGGGGUUUUUGCUGCUGCUUUCUCUCGUCUCUCGUCUUCAGACGCGUGCUUCCCGUGUGGCGAACUCGGGGACGGAGGUAUUGUUGCACCGUUUCACUACGCAUGUUCUGCUUCCCCCGGCUCGGAGUGGGUGGUAGUUCUGCCUCAUCCUGGAAUGGAAUGCAAGUGUACGGAUACGCAGUAUUACUAGGCAACGGGGUAACAUUGGGACCGGUAAGGAAAGGAAAGGGAAACAAAGCCCACCGGAGCUGAAACUCUGCCUGAAUCCAAUCCUCGGAGCCGGGCGCUUGUGUACCUAUCUAAGCCUCCUUCAGCAUGUUGAAUGUUAGAGCAGUACCUUUAAGGAAUUGGCAACUCGCCCCGGGAACACAAGU
Molecule: messenger RNA, 491 nt
Organism: Colletotrichum navitas
Lineage: Eukaryota; Fungi; Ascomycota; Sordariomycetes; Glomerellales; Glomerellaceae
Exons: 1
Coding region: 115-369 (84 amino acids)
Source: RefSeq, a predicted model, not a curated record